This is a messenger RNA of Glycine soja, 2991 nucleotides long. Its product is annotated as ATPase 8, plasma membrane-type-like. Bases 186 to 2774 code for a protein of 862 amino acids. Gene Ontology annotation, cellular component: plasma membrane. Gene Ontology annotation, molecular function: ATP hydrolysis activity; P-type proton-exporting transporter activity; ATP binding. Gene Ontology annotation, biological process: regulation of intracellular pH; proton export across plasma membrane. The transcript has 12 exons. The record is from RefSeq and is a predicted model, not a curated record. NCBI's taxonomy places the organism in Eukaryota, Viridiplantae, Streptophyta, Magnoliopsida, Fabales, Fabaceae.
UACCUCUAUAUUUAAAACAUCUCUCUAUUCUACUGUCUGGCUUCUUCGUUCGCAGUUUCUUUCUACCUGCCUAUGGGUAGUUAGAGGCCCAGAGAGCGACCAAAGAAGACAGAUAAAAAAAUAAAAAAAUAAAAUAAAAAGAAGGAAAGAGCCAAAUAUUUUUGUAAGGCUUUCCUUCUUUCAGCAUGGCCUCCGAUGAUAUCUCAUUUGAGGACCUCAAGAAGGAGAAUAUUGAUCUUGAAAAUAUUCCCGUUGAAGAGGUCUUUGAGAAGCUAAAGUGUACCAGAGAGGGUCUGACAUCAGCAGAAGGAGAGAAGAGGCUCCAGAUUUUUGGCCCCAACAAAUUAGAAGAGAAAAAGGAUAGCAAGCUCCGAAAGUUCUUAGGUUUUAUGUGGAAUCCAUUAUCAUGGGUUAUGGAAUGUGCAGCUAUCAUGGCCAUUGUAUUGGCCAAUGGAGGGGGCAAGCCACCGGAUUGGCAAGAUUUCACCGGCAUUGUGGUAUUGCUUAUCAUUAACUCAACAAUCAGUUUCAUUGAGGAAAACAACGCAGGCAAUGCAGCAGCCGCUUUGAUGGCUGGUCUUGCACCCAAAACCAAGGUGUUGAGGGAUGGAAAAUGGAGUGAAGAAGAGGCAGCAAUUUUGGUCCCAGGAGAUGUGAUCAGCAUCAAAUUGGGAGUUAUUGUCCCUGCUGAUGCCCGUCUCUUGGAAGGAGAUCCUCUCAAAAUUGACCAAUCUGCCCUCACUGGUGAGUCCUUGCCAGUCACAAGGAACCCUGGUCAACAAGUCUUCUCUGGUUCCACCUGCAAACAAGGUGAAAUUGAGGCUGUUGUCAUUGCCACUGGUGUCCACACCUUCUUUGGUAAGGCUGCACACCUUGUAGACAGCACCAACAAUGUUGGUCACUUCCAAAAGGUGUUGACAUCCAUUGGUAACUUUUGUAUCUGCUCAAUUGCUGUGGGCAUGUUGAUUGAGCUCGUUGUCAUGUACCCUAUCCAGAAGAGGUCUUACAGAGAUGGUAUUGACAACUUGUUGGUGCUUCUCAUUGGAGGAAUCCCAAUUGCCAUGCCAACUGUCUUGUCUGUUACCAUGGCUAUUGGGUCUCACCGCUUGUCCCAACAAGGAGCCAUCACGAAGAGGAUGACAGCCAUAGAAGAAAUGGCAGGGAUGGAUAUUCUCUGCAGUGACAAAACUGGAACUCUCACCCUUAACAAGCUUACUGUGGACAAGAGCUUGAUUGAGGUGUUCCCCACUGACAUGGACAAGGACACCCUUGUCUUAUAUGCAGCCAGGGCUUCAAGGACUGAAAACCAAGAUGCCAUUGAUGCAUCAAUUGUUGGAAUGCUAGAUGACCGUAAGGAGGCAAGAGCAGGAAUCACCGAGGUGCAUUUCUUGCCUUUUAAUCCUGUGGACAAGCGCACUGCUAUUACGUUCAUUGACAACAAUGGUGACUGGCACAGAAGCAGCAAAGGUGCUCCUGAGGAAAUCAUUGAACUUUGUGGCCUCAAGGGAGAGACUCUGAAAAAGGCCCACAAGGUUAUUGAUGAGUUUGCUAACCGUGGUCUGCGUUCCUUAGGUGUUUCUCGCCAGACUGUUUCUGAAAGGACCAAGGAGAGUGCAGGAGAUGCAUGGGAAUUCUUGGGUCUCCUACCCCUCUUUGACCCUCCAAGGCAUGAUAGUUCUGAGACUAUUCGUCGUGCUCUUGAACUUGGUGUCAAUGUUAAAAUGAUCACUGGUGACCAACUUGCCAUUGGCAAAGAAACCGGUCGCAGACUUGGAAUGGGCACCAAUAUGUACCCUUCAUCCUCCCUCCUUGGUGAAUCCAAGGAUAAUGCCCUUGCAACAAUGUCAAUUGAUGAACUCAUUGAGAAGGCUGAUGGAUUUGCUGGAGUCUUCCCCGAGCAUAAGUAUGAGAUUGUGAAGAGGUUGCAGGAUAGAAAUCACAUUGUUGGAAUGACCGGAGAUGGUGUGAACGAUGCACCAGCAUUGAAGAAAGCAGACAUUGGCAUUGCAGUGGAUGAUGCAACCGACGCAGCAAGGAGUGCCUCUGACAUUGUCUUGACGGAGCCCGGACUCAGUGUGAUUGUGAGUGCUGUGUUGACAAGCAGGGCUAUCUUCCAGAGGAUGAAGAACUACACAAUUUAUGCUGUUUCUAUCACAAUCCGUAUCGUGUUUGGCUUCAUGCUUGUUGCUCUGAUCUGGAAGUUCGACUUCUCUCCCUUCAUGGUUCUCAUCAUAGCAAUCUUGAACGAUGGAACCAUCAUGACCAUCUCAAAGGACAGGGUCAAGCCAUCUCCUUUGCCUGACUCAUGGAAGCUUAAGGAAAUCUUUGCCACUGGAAUUGUUCUUGGAGCAUACAUGGCCAUCAUAACCGCAGUCUUCUUUUAUGUUGUUCAUGACACUAGUUUUUUCUCUAACAUUUUUGGUGUCAGCCCAAUUGCAGAAAGCGAGGAGCAGCUGAACUCUGCUCUCUACCUUCAAGUGAGCAUCAUUAGUCAGGCACUCAUCUUUGUGACCAGGUCACGGAGCUGGUCAUACUUUGAACGCCCUGGCAUAAUGCUCUGUGUAGCCUUCAUUUGUGCGCAGCUGGUUGCCACUGUCAUUGCUGUGUAUGCACAUUGGGACUUUGCAAGAAUCAAUGGAGUUGGAUGGAGAUGGGCUGGUGUAAUCUGGAUCUACAGCAUUAUUACUUAUAUUCCUCUUGACAUCCUCAAGUUUUUAAUCCGCAUGGGACUCACAGGCAGUGCCUGGGACAACAUGCACCAAAACAAGGUUUAGAAAUAUUAAAUUGAUACCUAAUCUUCCUUUUUUUUUUUUAAUCUAUGACAUUCUUUUGUGAAAAAAAAAAACUGAAACACAUCAGGUUCUCAAAUUCAAUAGUGACAUGUGAACAUUAUUUUGUUCGGAACUUGUUCUUGAUGAAAGCUAUUUAAUGUUGACAAAAGAAGGAUCCACAUGUGUUAUUUGGUUGACUACUUAUAUUCAUACAUUCUCA